This is a messenger RNA of Aspergillus homomorphus CBS 101889, 2673 nucleotides long. RefSeq lists its product as uncharacterized. The transcript has a single exon. The annotation marks the transcript as partial. Lineage: Eukaryota; Fungi; Ascomycota; Eurotiomycetes; Eurotiales; Aspergillaceae. The record is from RefSeq and is a predicted model, not a curated record.
GACGCUUGGGUUUCAUUGCUGGAAAAGCAUAUGCCAUCCCCAUUGCGCAGAGCCUACGAUGGGGGGAGCUCCCAACAUCAACCCGGGGGUGAUCCGUUGCCAGUGACCCAGAAAACUCUUGCUGAUGCUGUUGAUGUGGUCAACACAUUAUAUCAAGCUCGAAAAUACGGACAACUGGACUUGCUAACCUAUGUGGGCGUCAGGCUGAACAAUUGGCCUGCUGUGGAUUUCAUCCUUGGUCGUCUGCUUGAUGCCGCUGAGGCUAUGCACGAGAUCACUCUGCGCUCACGGUCAAAGGCCAAUGCCCCUUGGCUGCUCGGUUCUAAAUCGAGCCUUGAUGAGCUCUCCAGCCGAUCUGUGGAUUUUGCUCCCCGAGCCGCCUCAGCUUCGAGGCACGACGCACCAGAUGAGCCGGCAUCGAACAGUCUGGAUAUAUCUACUGCUCGGCCUUUUGCGGAGGAGCUGAACCAACGUUUUAUGGGUGAAGUAUGGCGCGCCUUGGGUUCCCUUGUACUUGAGGCGGCAGAUGCAUCACCCAAUGAAGCCAAGCUGGCCAUGUCACACGUGUUUUUCGCUCUUGCCCGUUUACACACUUCUGGCGCUAUAUCCGACAAGGUGUACGAGUAUAUUUCACCCAGCAAUUAUCAGUCUACAUACCGUCCUCCGGGGAUGUACUUGCUCAAGUCGUCCAUUCUGCAAAUUCUAUCGGACGCUGCAUGGUCGAAGUACGAAGCAGAUUUAGCCGACAAGGCGGCGGCUGCAGGGCAAGAAUCACCUUUCAUCCCCGUAAAGAUGAAUGUUCGUCAGCUCGAGCCUGCGGUUUGGAUGGAGCUGAUUCUCUGGUGCUGUGUUGAGCAAGGUUACGUCGAAGAGGCGGCGUGGUUGAUUGAGCAAAUGAGGACACGGAGAAGCGAUGACCAACGUUGGAGCGUUAAGAGCUUGGACUGGAAGCUUAUGCUCGAAGAGCCCUCACAAGUAAGGAAGACUAAUGUCGAACUGGAAGGAAAACAGCGUCAGCCACAUCAUCCUGGACCUCUCGACAUUCUUAUCAAGGAGCGCUCUAUCAAGAAUAGGCCUGCUUUCGACGGGAUGGGUGAGCGAACGAUUAGCGUGGAAGUCAUUUGGGCAUUAUUGGACAGUCUUCCAAACGUGGUGUAUCAAGGCCAGGGCUCCCGAGGCUUGGCACCCCGGAAGUUGCUUUCUAUUUUCUCUCCCCUCAAGUUUGCCGUUGGCGCCCAGAAGAAUUCAGGCCUGCUUCCGACAAACUGGAGAUGCAAUUCCUUCCUUGUGCGGAUGAUGGAAUCCGGAGGACUCAAUUCUGAGAAGGAUCCCCAUAGUCUUGCUGACCUUCUCCAGGCCAUAUCGCGCUUGGUACCGCCCUACAUUUCGGACUAUGCGCAGUACGCGGAUGAAGAACGCCUCGACGAAUUGACUCCAUCGGACCUUUACGAUCAAAGCUCUGCGGCGGUCGGUCUGAUCGAGUACAAUCUGAGGAAUUUUGCGUCUUUGCGACUGUGCGGCCAAGCGAUGGACUCUUUCGCCUGGUUACAGGAUAUAGUUGACGCAAGCAAAAGGCAGCGGAUAGGAGAGUUCUUUUUCUCUCCACCAUCCGCCAACGCCCUGAAAACUAUGGACACCGAGGAAUUGUUAGGCCCUUCUCUGUCUUGCAUACCGCAUUUGUCAACUGUGACAUUUGCCGAGUUGCUCGAUUUGAUUACAGUGUCACGGACUACUAAAUUCGGUGAUUGGCUACUGUCUUCCAAUGACUUCGACGGGCCUCCUAUACCAAAGAGCAUGUACGGCGACCAGAGCAUAGCACCUUCUAUUAUCCGCUUCGCCGCCGCCACGAAGAAUGAAGCCCUGGCGGACUCCGUCGUGGGGUCCCUCCAACCGCCCCUUUCUGUCAAUACUCUGCGUGCCCUCCUCAACUACCGCAUCGUUCAAGGUCAAUGGGACUCGGUGAUUAUGAUGCUCGAAUAUCUGAGAGACCAUCGUCUUAAGUCCUGGGGCCACAGCAACGUCACCACCUUGGCAGCAGAGAUCAUCCGUCUACAACACGCAGUCGACACGCUUCAAGUCAAGCAGGAAGACUUGGACACUGAUUCUGAUACCGAGGUCGCCCACCCCGUCGAGUCCCUCAACAAAGCAACCUCGAUUCUCCACCGCUUACUGAAGGGGGAGUUCAAUGAACGCGAGCGCUAUAUCAGAGCGAACAACGCUAUUCCCGUCGAGCAUCGAGACUUCCAGGCACGCGUCCUCUACGGCCUCCACCGCCUCUUCCUCACUAUCCGACAAUGCCGCGCCCUUCACGACGUCGCCGUAUCCGCCACCAGAGACAUCCAAUUUCGACCCACCCGGCGCAGCUUGAUCCCCUACAUCCCCUCGACUGCGUUCCAUACGAUCCUCGCCGCCGUCGUCGACACGCAAGGCAGCGACGCGGGCAAGCAACUCUUUGAGAGAGUCUGUCUGGACAACGCCCCGCCAGAAGACCGGCGGGUGCACCACGGCGGCAUCCCGCGCAUGUACCUCCACUCGGAGCGCUUCCUCGAGCGCGGCGAUCCCCACUUCGACCCGGCGCAUUUCCGGGAGCUGCAGCGCAAGUCCGUGAUCCCGAACAUGAACACCGUCCGUAUCAUCCUUCAGAAAGCAUUAAAGGAAUACGCGACCUUCGAG